CUCUCUGACGGGUGCACAACGCAUUGCCCAGACCAGAUCCACUCAGCAAUCCAUCAUGAGCUUGAAACGCAAAGCUGCCGCCGCGGCCACGGACGCGUCCAAGAAGCCCAAGCAGAACGGCAGCAUCACGGCCUUCUUCAGCGCGCCAAAGCCAGACCCCAAUGCACCGCCAAAGCAGAUCGCCGCCGCUGCCAAGUUCGACAGAGACGCGUGGGUUGCCAAACUCACCGACGACCAGAAGGAGCUUCUGAAACUCGAAAUCGACACGCUGCACGAGAGUUGGCUUCCGCAUCUCAAGGAUGUACUCGUCACGCCACAGUUUUUGGAAUUGAAGCGCUUCCUCAAGAAGGAGCUGGACAGCGGAAAGGCCGUGUAUCCGCCAAUGAAAGAUGUCUACUCAUGGUCCCGGCACACACCGCUCAACACAGUCAAGGUCGUCAUAACUGGCCAGGACCCCUACCACGGUCCCAACCAAGCCCAUGGUCUCUGCUUCUCUAUUCGCCCACCAAACCCUGCCCCGCCUUCGCUCCAAAACAUUUACAAAGCCCUCAAAAAGGAGUACCCAGACUACAAGCCGCCGCCAAACCGAGGCGGACUUUUGACCCCUUGGGCCGACCGUGGUGUAUUGCUCAUCAAUACCUGCUUGACUGUACGCAAGGGUGAAGCAAACUCACACUCCGGCAAAGGCUGGGAGGUGCUCAUGCAGAAGGUUAUCGACACUGUAGCCAAAGUCCGGUCGAAUGGUGUCGUCUUCCUGGCGUGGGGAUCCCCUGCCCAGAAGAGAACACAGGGCAUCCCACAGGACAAGCAUCUUGUGCUCAAGAGUGUGCAUCCCAGCCCACUGAGUGCAGCGCGGGGAUUUUUUGACUGCGGACAUUUUACAAAGUGUAACGAAUGGCUUGUUCAGCGAUAUGGCAAGGAUGGUGGUAUUGAUUGGGAUCUUAAUGUUGACCCUGAGAAAGCAGGCGUCUAGGAGGGAAACGCCGCUCUAUCACCAUUGUGUUGGAUUGGAUAACAACUUCUCUUCUCUUCUCGGUAGGGUAUGGUUCGGCGUAUGGGUAAAAUGUAGCUUGAGCGUGCAUGCAAUUCUGUCUAUCCUGGGAUGAUCAGCUGCGAUGCAGUGAGCAGUUCUGGGCCGAGCGUUCGAAGCAGAACAAUGACGUGGUAUUUUGAUAGCAGUUCUGGUGUGAAGGUUUCUGCGUCUUCCGUGGCAUGCAGUGUCACUGAGGGGUGGGCUGUCACAAGGUACUGGAAUAGGCGGAGGCCAGCGGGGAUAGAGGUAUGGCGGUAGGAUGUGGUUUUGGAGAAGAUGAGGAUAUGUAGGGGUUGCUGGUGGUGGACAUUUUUGGUGUUGGGGUAGUUUAAUCCUAGAGAAAGGCAGUUGUAUAUACAUGUAUUGGUG
Molecule: messenger RNA, 1402 nt
Organism: Exserohilum turcica Et28A
Lineage: Eukaryota; Fungi; Ascomycota; Dothideomycetes; Pleosporales; Pleosporaceae
Exons: 3
Coding region: 56-973 (305 amino acids)
Biological process (GO): base-excision repair, AP site formation via deaminated base removal; base-excision repair
Cellular component (GO): mitochondrion; nucleus
Molecular function (GO): uracil DNA N-glycosylase activity
Source: RefSeq, a predicted model, not a curated record